AGGCGAGAGGGCUGCGGGCGGCGAUCGGCGAUCGGCGUGGGCACCUGCGGUCCCCGCGCGGAGGCUGGCUCUGGAAGUGAUCCGCUCCCUCAGAAUGGGACACUGACCCCUUCUGCACUUCCUGUGGUCACACCGGUAACGGGUUUCCGUGGGGAUGCCUGUGACCCACCAGAAGUCAGACUCCUCGGAGAUGGACUCCAACACGUCCCCCCACUGCGGGCUCAGGGACCUGAGCAGAGGUGGGAGUUUGGAGAGUCGGAGCAGCGGGUCUCGGUCCAGAAGUUUCACAUUGGACGACGAGAGCCUGAGGCACCUCACCCACGAGGAGAAGGACGUCAUCCUGUUUUUUGAAGAGACUAUUGAUUCCCUGGAGGACGACUUUGAGGAGUUCGUCCUGUGUGACAGUGGUGAGCGUCACCACUCCUCACGCUCUCUGGAAGGGAGCACGUCCAGUCCUUCCGAGCCUGAAGACGUCAUCGAUUUGGUUCCAGCACCUGCCGCUGGGGAGGCCGAGCAUCUUCCGGACGGGACGCAUGCAGCCGGUGAGGAGGAGACACAAGGGGCCGGACCUGUUAGGAAGGACAACGUUCCCGGCCUGGAGUGCAGGGGCCUAGACGCUGAGGAGGCUGCAGCGCCAGACCCCGUGCCGGAGUCCCUCCCACUGUCCCCAGCCCCACCUGGCACUCCAGCUCCGAGCCAGCCUAUGAGGGACCUGCUCUCUCCUCCUCCCGCGGAGCACCCCAAACUGCCUCGCUCAGUUCCUACCCCCCUGGUGAUCGCCCAGAAGUUGGGAGGAAAUGAGGCCCUUUCGCCCAAGUCCCCCUCCAAGGACAGCAGGCCAGGAGAAUGGAGGACGCCGACCUCUCCAGCCCCACGGAACGGGGACUACAUCCAGUGGCACAGACACGCAGCCCAGCCCACACCCAAGGCCCCCCGCUUCCCCAGCAACAUCAGCCUGACCAAUAGCUCAGGGAAGGGGUUCAACAAGACCAUCUCCAAGGCUGCCGUCAGCGUGCAGGAGCGGAAAGCGCAGGUGCUGGCCAACAUCAAUGGUGUCUCAUUCCUCACAGUGGGGGACACGGAGGAGCGGCCACUGAGGGGCGACAUCCCUGAGCAGAGGUGGGGCUCCUCCCCAGAGCGGGCACUGAGUGACCUGGGCCAGCAGGGCUCGGCCAGGGAAGCAGAAGGCCCCCAGGUAGGGGGGCAGGCCGGGGGCCAGCAGUCCAGAGGCGUGCAGACCGAGUCCCCGGCACUGGCCAACGGCUUCCAGACCAUCCACGACGUGCUGACGAGCGAGCCCAGUCCCUUCGUGCCGGCCGGGAAGACGGUCACCAUCCGCCCAGACCCGGCCCUUCCCAGCAGGCUGGCACGCCAGGGUGCCAGCAGGAGCUGCUAUGAGCCCCGCCAGCCAGACUGUGGCCAGGACGCCCGGAGGCGGUCGGGCUCCCUCCCCAGGGCCAUGGGCUUCCGGCCCCAGGGCAUCACUGUGCAGUUCUCCGGCCGGGGCUCCUCAGAGGAGGCCAGGCGCGAAGCCCUGAGGAAGCUCGGGCUGCUCAAGGAGAACUCCUGACAUGAUGUGACAGGGACCUGCUACUGGGGCCGCUGGGCCAGUUGGGCGGCAGGAUGGCAUGGGAGGGCGAAACGAGAAGUGUGAGCAUCAGCUCGGAUUGGUCUCAUCCCACACACCAGGAGCUGCGUGGCCCGAAAUGGACAUAAGGAGCAACUAGUUAUCUGUGUUCCUCUGCUGUGCCCCGUUGAGGACAGAGCCAAGAGGCACCAGGUUUGGUGACCGUGGAGCCAAGCAGGUGGGGAGAGAGUAACGCUCCAAAGAGAAUCAGGCCUGUGUCUUGUCUCCUUCCUUUUUCCAAGAACUCAGAGAAAGAAUAAUCUUUAAAACUUUGCCAGGAACAGUGGCACACACGUGUAGUCCCAGCUACUCUGGAGGCUGAGAAAGGAGGAUCGCUUGAGGCCAGGAGUUGGAGGUUGCUGUGAGCUAUGUCACCAUGGCACUCUAGCUUGGGCAACAGAGUGAGACUCUGUCUCACGAAAAAUAAAAUAAAACAAUCUGUCAGUUUCCCUGAUCUGUAAAUGCCACGUGAUUUCGGAUGGGGGGGUUGGGUCUGCUCUGUCACUCUCUGGUCUGACUUUUAUCCUCAGUACACAUCACAGGAAGUUUAGGUCCUUUCUACUCAGGAUCUUGCCUUUCUCCUAAGAAUUUAAAAAAGAACUGCUUAUAAAAUGUUUAUAAUGUCUUAAUAUACGUUUUUUGGUUUUGAGGGAUACAAAGGAUGGUACUUUAGCCCUAGAUAUACUUCUCUUUCUUGAUACAAUUGGGUUUGCUCAGUUUUUUUAUACUGCAAAUUGGAAUGAAACUUUCAGAGUAUGAUUUUCUGUAAUUUUGAGUUGUGGGAAUGAAAUAGAAGGGCUCAAUUUGGGAAAGGUGGUGAUUUUGAGAACCUCCCUGGACUACAAGGUCAGCUUUACUGGGACGUGUGUACGAGCCGGCGUUGUGUGUGUGUAUGUACAUAGGAAUGUGUGUGGGUUCACGUUUGUUCACACGUGUACACAGGUAGUGUGUGCACACACGCACCUUCAUUAUAAAUAAUAAGCUUCUGAAAACCCGCCUCAGUAGCUACAGAGUGCCAGCACUUCCGUCCUCCACAAGGUGAUGACGAGACAAGAAAUCGCCACUCCCCAGCCUGGAAGUCUCUUAAGGACGCAUCUCCAAGACAGCUCGGUGAACCGAAAGUGCUUUUCCCUCAACAACGUGUCCCCUGUUUCCAAUUCAAGUAAUAUCCCCAGCUCCAAAUGAGCACGAUAGUUGCCUUUAUAGGAAGGGUGGUUUUAACAGAUUAAUCUCCUUGAUCGUCUGAUUUUAGUUUUGCAUGUUCAAGGUAGCCAGUAAACAGCAGAAAACAGAAGAUUCUUAAAGGUCCUUAAUUGGUGACAUCCCGUGAAUACGAUCUCAGGAUUAAUUCAAAAGAGAAAACCCAAAGAGUUAGGCUACACAGCAGGGAAAAAAGUGGUUUUCUCCUCAACUAUGUCUGACAUGCUGAGUUGUACCCACAAGCAUUAUUAUCAAAACUAUUUAAGGCUGGAGUCUUAAAGCUCUAAAAAUAGACAGGAAGGGCAGCUGCGAGCGGUCACACCGUGUUGGUGCCUCAGCCAGCACCGUAACAGAGUCUGUCUCUUUCUCAUCGAAUAUUACUUAAAUUUAGACUUUGAAACGUGCUGUGAAGGGCGCUUUUCAUGGUCUUCAUUUUGCCUUAUAAGUUACAUAAAAUGAAUGACUAUCAUUUUUCCCACAGAUCUACGCAGGUUAGUAUCUCACCCAGCUCUUGCUCUCAUGAGUAAUAAGAAUCUCGUAGAUUCUUGAUGAUCUUAAAUAGGUGCUUUCAUUUUACAACUUUUAAACAUAGUUCCUUUCAAUUUUACUCUUGUUUAUGUUAAACUUGUUUAAAGGAUUUAUGAGGGCUGUUUCCUUUUUAUAGAGAGAAAUGCCAGACAGUGUUUAAUGAAGAUCUUGAUAUGAAUAAUGUUUUAACUAUUCUGUGUCUGUAAGGAUUGUUUCUUUUUAUCUUAUCCCGUGAUUUCAUUGUGAGCAGGGUGAACUUGACUGCCUAUUAAUAUAUUCUCGUCAUCACAUUUA
Messenger RNA from Otolemur garnettii (small-eared galago), 3649 nucleotides. RefSeq names its product proline and serine rich 2 (gene PROSER2). The transcript is spliced from 4 exons. The record is from RefSeq and is a predicted model, not a curated record. Lineage: Eukaryota; Metazoa; Chordata; Mammalia; Primates; Galagidae. The coding region runs from base 155 to 1570 and encodes 471 amino acids.